AUCUUAAUUAUAUUUCAAAUAAUGAAGUAAGGUAUCUAAUACAAUUUUUUAUGAUCAGAAAUAGACACCAUAUCUAAGCAUAUAAAAAACUAAAAGUUUUACGUAUUUGAUAAAAUUGUAUACAGUAACAUAAAUAAUCGUAUAUAAUUAUAUAUAAUACCAUCAUAUAUAACCAUACAUAAUCAUACGUAAUACCAUAUAAAACCAUAUAUAACUAUAUAUAACUUUAUCUUUUUCUACGUAAACAGACGUGGACUAUUUUUUCCGGGUAGAGUAGAAUAUACAACUUUCUAAUACAGUUACAUAAUAAAACAUUCUUUUUUUCUAGACUUCCAUGUGGAUACAUCGCGUACGCGUGAUCCUGGAAUUUUGCAAUUCGUUGCCGGUAUGCGUUAAAGUAAUUGAUUACUUGAUAACGAAAUUAAAAUCACUUCGGUCCGUGCUGACUAACGUAGGAAAAACUCUGAAGAAGAUCUUCGUCGUGAUAAAUCAAUUGCAUCUUGUGUUUUACGCGUUAAACAUCACUCUACGAAAAUAUCGUAUAAUUAUGUCAUGUGAUCAAAGAUCUCAAUCUGCGGAAAAAAUGAUACCUCACGUUGUAGAUUUUUGGAAAAUACGUUACAUUGAAAAGGAGCUUGAACAUGCAGAUAUAGAUUUGGAUGUCGCAAAGAAGCGCUGGUUAAAUAUUUUGGAAAACAGUGCGGUGAUUUUCGCAGAGCAUUUCGUGCAAUUUGCCGAGAAGUCGCUUUCGCUAAUCCAUGUACUAAUUUCGUAAUCUAGCACAGGAAUAACACAAUAAUAUAUAACAUAAU
Messenger RNA from Monomorium pharaonis (pharaoh ant), 812 nucleotides. RefSeq lists its product as uncharacterized. NCBI's taxonomy places the organism in Eukaryota, Metazoa, Arthropoda, Insecta, Hymenoptera, Formicidae. The coding region runs from base 335 to 775 and encodes 146 amino acids. The record is from RefSeq and is a predicted model, not a curated record. The transcript has a single exon.